Anopheles maculipalpis is the source of this 1264-nucleotide messenger RNA. RefSeq names its product nuclear pore glycoprotein p62 (gene Nup62). Bases 14 to 1264 code for a protein of 416 amino acids. Gene Ontology annotation, cellular component: nuclear pore central transport channel; nuclear pore. NCBI's taxonomy places the organism in Eukaryota, Metazoa, Arthropoda, Insecta, Diptera, Culicidae. The record is from RefSeq and is a predicted model, not a curated record. Gene Ontology annotation, molecular function: phospholipid binding; structural constituent of nuclear pore. The transcript has a single exon. Gene Ontology annotation, biological process: protein import into nucleus; RNA export from nucleus.
CCGAAAUAUAGCAAUGAACUUCUCAUUUGGGACGCCCACAACUACAACUGCCUCUACGGGAGGUUUUUCUCUCGGUGCACCAGCUACCAGUACAGCUACAGCAGGAUUUUCCUUCGGUACAACACCAACGUUUGGUGCAACCGGAGCGUCCGCACCAGCACCGACACUGUCGCUCAAUCCUACGGCGGCAACAACAACAACCCCAGCACCUGGUGGACUAGGUACUCUUUCGUUUGGAGCGUCACUUGGCAAUGCUGGUACAGCCGCUACUGCUUCAUCCGCUGCAACAGCCGCACAACCAACGGCAGCAGCGCUACCAACUUUUGGUUCACUCGGAGCGGGGACCCCACAACUGGGAGCGGGAGCAACAACAACCUCUCUCGCCCUACCCACCGCUAACCAACCAGCCGGUGGAUCAACACCCGGCAUCAAUCUACUGGGCGGAUCUAUGGCCCAACCAGCCACAACAACUACCGCAGCAGCUCCAUUAACGCUUGGUGGAUUCGGCUUGUCCAAACCAGCGGAACAAAACACUCUUUCGUUGGGUGCCACAACCACGGUCACGACCGCCCCAGCUUCUACCACAAACACAGCAGCAACCACUACUGGAGCAAGUUCCGGAUUAGCCGCUAGCCUGACGACCAACACACAAACAACGCAGUCGGCAACCGUUGCCGGUAAUCAGCAGCUUAAGUUCUUCCAGCUGGAGGAAUUCAUCAACAAAUGGACGCUCGAGCUAGAGGAGCAAGAGAAGCUGUUUACUAACCAAGCCACGCAGGUGAACGCCUGGGACAAUAUGUUGCUCGCCAACGGGGAAAAGAUUGUCGCCCUCAACAAAGCAGUCAUGAAGGUGAAAGCCGAGCAGAACGCGAUGGAGCAAGAGCUAGAGUUCAUUACCGCACAGCACACCGAACUGGAGGAGUGUAUCGUUCCCCUCGAGCAGGAACUAUCCCGUAUCGGGCAAAUUGAUCUGGAGCGUGGUCAAACGUACUCGAUGGCAGAAACACUUGACUCACAGCUGAAGCAGAUGUACGAGGAUCUGAAGGAGGUGAUAGAGCAUCUGAACGAUGCAAACAAGUACACCGAUCCAAACGAUCCGCUCGUACAGAUUGGCAAAAUUCUAAACGCACACAUGAACUCGCUGCAGUGGAUCGAAACUUCCACCACCAGCAUAACGAAUCGACUGGAAGAGAUUAACAAAAUGCACGAAACGUUGCGAAAAGAUAACGAGCGUUCCUUCCGUUUGACGUACUACGAUCAGUGA